GAAUAACGCGUCGGCACCCUUGUUCGAUUAUUAGAUUUAUUAUACACUUUAAGAAAUCAAAUCAGAGCCUAAACAUUGGCCUAGCUCUAUUGGGGGUAUCGAUCUUUUUCAGAACAAGAAGAGUCUUUGAUUCAAACUCAUGUAGCCGCAAGAGUAAGAACACAUAUAACGUUUAGUAUCCAUUCAACUUCCAGCCAGUGUUUUGGAGCAACCGGGAUAAAACAACGGAUGUUUUGAAACGAAGAAAGUGUUCAUUUAUUUCCGAGAUAUUCUAGAAACCACGGAAAAGUUGAGAUCAUGAGCGAUUAGCCCUUAGCUACUACAACUGACCAGACAAUAAAACUCAAAAUACUAUUCGAGGAAUUUAAACACUUUUGCAGAUUGUGUUAAUAUUGUUCUAAUGUUCUAAGAAUCAAGGAUACGUACUUAUUUCCAUGGAAACCCCGUGCAAAAGGUAAACUAAGCAACGUCAUACAAGUACAAUGGCCGCCGUUCAUUCGUCCGUACGUCCGCCGAAGAGUAAGAUGCCCUGGGGAACUAUUCUUAAGCCGGAGUUCGGGCUUGGGUACCAGAAAAUGAAUGAGUACGAGAUAGAACAGACGGUGAAUAGACUCUACACCAUACCGACCCCGAAAGAAAGGCCGGUAACCAGAGUUGGCAAAAAGAUGGAAUCGUUCGAAAUAGACGAAAUGCUUCAACGUUUGACAACAGUAAAGAAGGAGAAGAUUCCUGACCACGACAGACGUGUGACGUCAUCACCGUACCAACCAAUGGGAGUUGUCAGCUCAUACGCAUGGCAGGGAUACAACUGAUCAUAGUCAUUUUUUAAAGUUAAUCGAUUUUCGUCCCAUAAGUAAAACACAUGCUUUAUGGUCAUAGGUUUCAAUAAUACCAAAGUAGUGUACUUAUCAAGUCCAUGAAUAGUGCACUGAACAUAUAACCCGCUUUCAUGACAGGAAGAACGCGGACAAGAGAACAUAAAGAAACCAAUUAUUUAUUUUUAAAUAUAAAGAUAUUGUCUCAUCUAUGCUACAUACUUACUCAUCUCGUGUCGUGCUUAUGUGUUAUUAUUUUGCUUUCUGCCCGAUGUUUGUUGUGUAACUAAGAGUUUAUUUUAGGUGUUUGUGUGUUCUCGAAUAUGUUAAUAGUUUUUUAUGGUGUGAAAUAUUUGUCAACACCAUAUACAUGUAUAUGCCUUAUGAAAAUAAAACAAAAUUAUAAAAAUUA
Messenger RNA from Mya arenaria, 1227 nucleotides. RefSeq lists its product as uncharacterized. Lineage: Eukaryota; Metazoa; Mollusca; Bivalvia; Myida; Myidae. The coding region runs from base 483 to 812 and encodes 109 amino acids. The transcript is spliced from 3 exons. The record is from RefSeq and is a predicted model, not a curated record.